Glarea lozoyensis ATCC 20868 is the source of this 1692-nucleotide messenger RNA. Its product is annotated as Amidase signature (AS) enzyme. The transcript is spliced from 4 exons. NCBI's taxonomy places the organism in Eukaryota, Fungi, Ascomycota, Leotiomycetes, Helotiales, Helotiaceae. The record is from RefSeq and is a predicted model, not a curated record. The coding region runs from base 1 to 1692 and encodes 563 amino acids.
AUGGUUUUUCUAAUAGAUUAUUUCCAGCAUCGCAAGGACUGCAACUUCAAACAAGCGGAGCGUGUUCAGAGAAUAAAUGAGUUGACCUCAUAUAAAGGCUCUUUCACCUCGUCAGAAAGAGACGUUCUCUCCAAACCAAUCGAAGAACUUGUUCAGGAUGUCCAUAGACAAGUCAUCCAGCCGAUAGAUAUCCUUCGCGCCUAUGGAAAAGCAGCUCUGAAAGCCCACGCCAAGACCAACUGCGUGACUGAGGUCAUGAUCGGUGCAGCGGAAGGUUGGGUCACUGAUGGAAGUGUUAAUAUGAAAGGUCCACUCGCUGGUAUCCCCGUGAGUUUGAAGGAUUCGAUCGUGGUAGGCGGGUUCGAUACCAGUGUGGGGUACAGUUCCAAUGUUGGAAACAAAAUCGAGAAGGAUGGGACUAUGGUGCGCUUGCUUAAGGAUGCGGGAGCGAUGCCGUAUGUGAAAACAAAUCUACCGGUCACGUUGUUGAGUUUUGAGAGUACAAAUGAUGUCUGGGGGCGGUGUACAAAUCCUCAUAAUAACAAGUAUUCGCCUGGAGGAUCGACGGGUGGUGAAAGUGCUUUACUCGCUGCAGGAGGUGGAAGGAUCGGAAUCGGUUCCGAUGUUGCUGGGAGUGUAAGAGUUCCAGCUCACUUCUCUGGUAUCUACAGUCUCAGAUGUUCGACUGGAAGAUGGCCAAAGUUUGGAAUGGUAACAAGCAUGCCUGGCCAGGAAGGGAUUCCUUCGGUCUUUAGCCCCAUGACCAGGACGUUAGAAGAUCUAAAUUACUUUACGAAGUCAAUGAUUGGGAUGCAGCCAUGGAAAUAUGACCACUCGGUACACCCAAUACCGUGGAGGCAAGAAGCCGCUACGGCAGCUGCUGAGCAAAAGAAUUUCAAGGUUGGUGUGCUGAGAACAGAUGGUGUCGUUGACCCAAGUCCAGCCUGUGCGAGAGCUGUCGACGAGGUUGUCGCAGCUUUGCUGAAAGAAGGCCAUGAAGUUGUGGAUGUGGAACCACCAUCUCCUUACGAAGCUCUCUACAUUGGCUCUCAGCUUCUCAACGCUGACGGCUGCAAGACAUUCAAAUCAUUCUUCCGAACAGGUGAAUGGGAAGAUCCUGGAGCACGACAGAUGAGCUUUCUUAUGAAUCUGCCUAGUCCUUUCAGGUGGGCGUAUUAUUUGUGGGUAAAAUACGUCCGUCGAGACGACAUCUGGGCUGGUCUUAUCAAGGAUUGGAGAGAAAAGUCUUCAUACGAACAAUGGAAAUUCGUUGCGAAGAGAGAAGCAUAUAAAGCAAAGUUUCACGACUGGUGGGAAAGCGAAGCGAAGAUUGAUUUUAUGAUUACACCUCCUAAUGCCACACCGGCAGUUCCACAUGAUGGUAUGAAGGAUGCUGUUAGUAGCUGUGGAUACACAUUUUUAUUCAAUCUUCUUGAUUAUACAUGUGGUAUCAUGCCCAUCACGCAUGUCGACAAGGCACUUGACCAGUUAUCCUCAGACUUCUCGAUCAAGAGGCUCAACGGUGUCGCUCAGGGAGCGUACAAGCAUUACGAUGCUACAGCUAUGCAUGGUCUUCCAGUCGCUAUACAGGUUGUGGGCCAGAGACUUGAAGAGGAGAAGGUUUUGGCCGUUAUGAAGAGGAUCGAGGAUGCAUUAGGUGAUGAUAAGUAUCAGUUAUUAGAUAUUGAUUAG